This is a messenger RNA of Colletotrichum costaricense, 879 nucleotides long. RefSeq lists its product as uncharacterized. The transcript has 2 exons. Gene Ontology annotation, cellular component: nucleus. NCBI's taxonomy places the organism in Eukaryota, Fungi, Ascomycota, Sordariomycetes, Glomerellales, Glomerellaceae. Gene Ontology annotation, biological process: positive regulation of transcription by RNA polymerase II. Gene Ontology annotation, molecular function: DNA-binding transcription factor activity; transcription cis-regulatory region binding. Bases 1 to 879 code for a protein of 292 amino acids. The record is from RefSeq and is a predicted model, not a curated record.
AUGGUAGUUCUCGAUAUCGCAGGCAAUGGAUACCGUGAUAUUAUCCUUCCACUGGCUACGCAGGACGACGUCCUCGCCAGAGCGAUCUCGGUAGUUGCAGCAUUUCACCUUACCCGGAAAGCUCCGCAUCUACGACAACCAGCUAUUGCAGGACAUCGUGCUAUUCUCGAGAGGCUGCAGAGAGACUCAUUGCAUCUUCCUCCGGAGCGGAUCUUCACCCCUUACACUUGGGCAACAAUUAUGGUGCUGCUGGUCGGAGAGACCAUCACUGGAGCUGACAAUUACCUUCACCUUCUUGAAGCGCUCACAUGCUUACGACAAUCUCCCGAAGCAGUGGACGCUUUGCCCUCUGCUUUGCGAAAUUUCUUUUGUCAGCAAGUCAAAAUGUUCGAGCUGUUUGGCUUCCCACUAUCAAGCGAGGAGAAAGGAGCCCUUGUCCUUCAACGAAAACCGGAUUAUUAUAUGGACUUCAUGACGUAUCCCACUCUUCCUUCGGCGUCCGAGCACUUGGCCAACUUACAGAUCAUGCGAGCAGCCAUUUGCGACGCCUGCAUGCUUUAUCAGCAGCGGACUGCAUCCUCACUAGCGACGCCAGAUUUUACGUCGCACGUGGAGCGGCUUCGCCAGCGAGUUCUCCCUCUCGAAGCACACACUCCUGGCGCCCAUGCACUCGUCUGGACCUACUUUGUGGCUGCGUCUGAGAGCAUUUUGCCGGAUCACCGAGUUUUCUUUUCUUCGAGACUAAGAGAGAUUUAUGACCUCACCGGUUUUGGCAGCAUACCCGCCGCGCUGACAGCGUUGGAGACAAUUUGGGCAAUGCAAGGCAUCAAACGGUGGACAGAGAUCGCUUGCAAAGACUUGCCGGUAUUAGUCAUGUAA